AAGCUGCUUUAGUACUGAAAGGGAACUGCUUCAGUUUGCAAUACAUUAACAAAUACGUUGAGUCGGCUCUUGCAUGUCCUUUUUCCUGAAGGAAAGGUGGAGGCUGCUCUCAGCCUUUCAGCUUUUGCCAUGUGCCCACCCCGAGGUUGUGAGACAGUGAUGGGGGUUUGGGGUGGCACCUACACCCACGGUCCAAGUUUCAGCAGAGGGACAAAGUAGAAAAUGAGCAAUGUCGCAAAAUUUAAAAUGCAGUCUUUUUAUUUUUUGUGACUGCAGUUUUUCUGAAUGCGUGUUAGCACUCGAUCUCUGUUGUGCCUGUGCGUGUUAAUGUCCGACCCGCCCGUGCGGCCCAGCGGCACCGCCGGGCCGCGGCCGCCCCCCCGCGUUGCCAAGGCAGCGGCGGCGGGAGCGGCUCCGGGCCGCCAUGAGCAGGAAGGGGAGAAAGCUCCUGGUGGACUCGCUGACCCGAUCCGCCAAGCACUUUACCAAAAGCGAAGUGGAAUGUCUGAUCAAGCUCUUCGACACGCUGGUGGCCAAGGCCAGCAGCCAGUUUGCUGGGGCCGGCUUCGACCGCACCGUGUUCCGAGACACGCUGUACAACGCCUUUGGCAUGACGGAUGACGUGGUGCUGGACCGAGUGUUCAGCACUUUUGAUAGAGACAACACUGGCUGCAUCACUGUGGAGGAAUGGGUGGAAGGCUUAGCAGUGUUACUUCGAGGGACACUGGAAGAGAAGAUGAAAUACUGUUUUGCCAUUUAUGACCUGAAUGGUGAUGGAUACAUUUCGAAAGAGGAAAUGUUUCAAAUGCUGAAACACAGCCUUCUCAUACAACCAGCAGAUGAAGAGCCUGAUGAGGGAGUUAAGGACUUGGUAGAGAUAGCACUGAAGAAAAUGGACUAUGAUCAUGAUGGCAAACUUUCUUUUACGGACUUUGAAAAAGCAGUCAGAGAUGAAAACCUUCUCUUAGAAGCCUUUGGACCAUGUUUGCCAGACAUAAAGAGCAGUAUGUCAUUUGAACAGAAAAUUUUCCGGGAGACUCCUAAAUAGUAACUCCAAGAUGUAACUCCACUGCUGAAUACUGUUAAAAGGGGUCACCAUCCUUCGUCAUAUAGUAAAAAGUCAUAUUUCAAGUUGCUCCUAAGCUUCAGUAUUCCUUUGCUGAUAAAGCUGUCAAAUAGAUGAAUUUACUUCUGUAACUCUACCU
Molecule: messenger RNA, 1205 nt
Organism: Camarhynchus parvulus
Lineage: Eukaryota; Metazoa; Chordata; Aves; Passeriformes; Thraupidae
Gene: CLXN
Product: EF-hand calcium binding domain 1
Molecular function (GO): calcium ion binding
Source: RefSeq, a predicted model, not a curated record